Salarias fasciatus (jewelled blenny) is the source of this 4197-nucleotide messenger RNA. RefSeq names its product protein-serine O-palmitoleoyltransferase porcupine. The coding region runs from base 48 to 1436 and encodes 462 amino acids. Lineage: Eukaryota; Metazoa; Chordata; Actinopteri; Blenniiformes; Blenniidae. Gene Ontology annotation, biological process: Wnt protein secretion; lipid modification; protein palmitoylation. Gene Ontology annotation, molecular function: Wnt-protein binding; palmitoleoyltransferase activity. Gene Ontology annotation, cellular component: endoplasmic reticulum; membrane. The transcript has 15 exons. The record is from RefSeq and is a predicted model, not a curated record.
CGACACGGAGGGACCGCCUGCUGCCGGGGCUCUGAAAACGUCUGGUAAUGGGAGCGUUCAGCCGGCAGAAGUUUUUCCAGGAGCUUGCUCAUGGCUGCCUGCUGCCCACAGCUCAGCAGGGCCUGGAGCAGGUCUGGCAGCUGCUGGUGAUCUGCCUGCUGUGCCGGCUCCUCUGGAUGCUCGGACUCCCGUCGUUUGUGAAGCACCUGGGCACGGUGGCCGGAGGCUUCUACACUCUCUACCUGUUCUUCGAGCUGCACAUGAUCUGGGUGGUCCUCCUCAGCCUUCUCUGCUACCUCUUCCUGUUCCUGUGCCGCCACUCCACCAUCCGAGGCACCUUCCUCUCCAUCACCGUCCUCAUCUACCUGCUACUGGGUGAGCUGCAUAUGAUGGAUACCACCAACUGGCACAAGAUGAGAGGUUCACAGAUGGUGGUCGCCAUGAAAGCCAUCUCCUUGGCCUUCGAUUUGGACCGAGGUGUGGUUCCCAGCGUGCCCUCGCCCAUCGAGUUUAUGGGCUAUAUUUACUUUGUGGGCACCGUCAUCUUUGGUCCCUGGAUCAGCUUCAACAGCUACAAAGAGGCUUUAGAGGGACGUAAGCUGAGCUUUUCAUGGCUUUUUAAAGUGUCUCUUAGCUGGGUGAAGAGCCAGAUCUGCCUUGUAAUUUCCAACUGUGUGGCACCCUACCUCUUCCCUUAUUUCAUACCUGUCUACGGCGAUAAGCUGCUACGAAGCAAAAAGAGGAGAAAGAUCAGAGGUACUCCGGCAAAGUGGCUGCUGGCGUACGAGAACACGCUGUCUUUCCACUUCAGUAAUUACUUUGUGGGUUAUUUGAGCGAAACCACCACCACUCUCGCUGGGGCCGGCUUCACCGAGGAGAAAGACAACCUCAAAUGGGAUCUGAGUGUGUCGAAGCCCCUGAGCAUUGAGCUUCCCCGGUCCAUGGUGGAGGUGGUGACGUCCUGGAAUCUUCCCAUGUCUCGCUUUCUGCACACCUAUGUUUUUAAGAGCGCGCUCAAGUUUGGGACGUUUUCUGCCGUCAUGGUGACGUACACGGCCAGUGCCCUCCUGCAUGGCCUGAGCUUUCAUCUGGGAGCGGUGCUCAUAUCUCUGGGAUUCAUCACGUACAUCGAACACGUUCUACGGAAGAGGCUUGCAGUUAUUUUCAAUGCCUGCGUACUUUCAAAGAAAUGCCAGCCCAACUGCACUCACCAGAACAAAAAGGAGCUAUGGGUGUAUAUGAUUAACAUAGCUUUCAGUGCUUUGGCAAUACUCCACUUGACGUACCUGGGCUCUGUGUUCAACUCCAGUGUGGACUACAUGGAGGAGGAUGAGGACGAUAUCACCCAUCACACCAUUCAGAAGUGGUCGGAGCUGAGCUGGACGAGCCACUGGCUCACGUUCGGAUGCUGGAUAUUGUACCGCUUGAUUCUCUAAUGACAGGAGGCAGAGGCGACGCAAAGGAAGCAAUAACGAGAGAUGACAAGCCGGCUCUCCACUUCUGCACUGUGACUCUACCCCCCUCCCGCCGUAUCAGACCGAAGAGAACAUAACGAACCUGCACACCACAAUAACCCAGCACGCCGCGUCCGGGCGGCGCCGCAUGCCGGUUGGGGUAAUCUAUUAUUCUAACCUGCUGGGGACUAGUUUUGAUAUCCAUGAAAUGAUAGCUCCCUCCUUUUCUCCGCGUCGCAUCCCUUUUUAUCUGAGCCGCGGUUUGUCGGGCGCUCAUGUUGUGACAGCGGUUACCGAUGUCUCACUGUGAGUCACAAUCAAUACCUAUCAGCAUGGUGGAAGACGGGCCGCUCCUUUCCGUGGACACACGAUAAAGGCCCAUUAUCUUGGUUUUUUCGGCGGCGGCCGCGGCAGAUGUCCUCCAGAUGUGAUUUCCCUUCACCUCAAGUGUUUUACAAUCGUACUUUUAGCCUUGAAGGAUAAGGUGGGCGACAUUCGAUAGUCUUCUUAGAGUCAGCAAAUCCCCUGACAUAACCGAGAUCAAUAAUGCAAUAGUACGUCUCCCUGACACCUUCUGAUUUCCCCAGCUUAUCUCUCUGCACGGCGCUCCGUCCUCACUCAGAGUGCUCUGAUGUACAGAAAAGGAUAAAACAUUCCUAAAGCAGCUGACGACUGUAAACCUCAGUAAAUGCAAACAGGAGUAACAGUGACAUUUUUUUGUUUAUAUGUAUUUUUUAAAACUGGCACCCCUUGCCCAACUCUUCCAGCUUAUUAACUAAUUUAAAAAGAAAUGAUGAUUAGAUUAUUAGAUUUGUGGUUAAUUUGACGAGGAAAGUCAUUUUCAGCACAUUUAAUCAAAUUAAUGAUUAUUAUUACACUGUAAUUAUGGUAUAACUAAAAAAAUGUAAGGCUAAGAAAUAUCAAAUGCAUAACUGUUGAUUUGGGAUCCGUCCUUAUUGACAAUUCACACAAUAAAUUAGCAGUCAUAAUUACCUAGGUAUAUCUAAAAUGAUAUAAAUGAUCAUCAUAGGAGUGAUAUCCUUAACUGCUGUUCUUUUUUUGUACUUUAUCUAAUUUAUAUCAGUAUAAAUAGACCUUCCAAUACUUAAAUGUAAGUUUUCCAAUCUAUACUACAAAGCUGCAUCAACCAAAUUAUUAUUAUCUGGACAUCAGAUAUAAAAUGGUAUAAAAUAGCUUUCUUCUGGUAGAAGUGCUCAGAAUUUGUCCUUUUUCUUGCCUCAUUUUAAUCUUUAGUUCCCUAGACUUAUAACAGAGGAUAUAAGGACUGGUGGCGGUGGAGGAUGUGGUUUUAUAAUUUAUACAUGUGACAGUGGUAACACAAUGUGCUUUGGUUGCACACUGAUUAAGAUGAUUAUUUGCCACAUGCACAUGGAUGAACACUCUGAAUCCACUUUUUUCCCCUCCUCCCUCUAGAAUAAACUAGAAUAAGUGAUGCAUAACAUUACAUUGUUCAGCAGUGGUCCAACUGCGGUCUCCCAUGCUGCUGAGAGGAGGGAAACAUGAGUCUAUAAAUGAGAAAUGAGGCAUGACAAAAAGGGAAGCAAACAUGCAGUUCAGGUAGAUCAACAUAUGUUUUUGAUAUUGAACCAGGGAAAACAGAGCGCUCGUGAAGCGCCAGUCGUGUGGCUGAGCGUACGACUGAUUAAAGGAUGCAGGUUUUUUUUUUUUUCUUUUCUUUUUUAUGGUGAAACCAAACAAAAACCAAACAUUAACCAAACCCAGAAGCUGCCUCGGCCUCAAACAACUGGGUGAAGCAGAGCCUGGCCAGUCUCCUCUCGCUCCUCUAAUUGAUUCUGCAGCGUCUUUCUUCUAGUGAAAUCCAUACUUGUGUGAUCAAAGCUUCCCCUCCCUGAUGAAAGUAAUUGGUUUUGGUCUUUUCAUGGGAUUUGCUGUCGGAAAGAGGACCGCCAGACCGCGGCUGUCCUUUGACGGACUCUUCAGCAUGUAAAAAAGACGACGCAGAGUUUCCGUCUGAACGAAGAGAGCACAUGUUAAGGUUACGAGGCAGCAACUUUCUAGUCACCUAGAAUGAUUUCCCCCCCUUUUAGUGAAUUUUAGAUAUUGAAUUUUAAUAAAUAAGACUUUUUUUUCUUUUUCUUUGUGGUGAAGUUUCCUAAUGGUGUUUGUAUUUUUGCUUUGUGUUGAUAAUGAUCUCCUUCAACUUGAAUCAUUUGCCUUUGCUUAGUGAAGGUCUUAUUAGUAUUUUAAAAACUGUCUUUUACUCUUCAGUGCUAAUAAAAAAAAAAUUAGAAUCAGGGUAUUUUACUUGUAUUAUCUUAGAGCGAAACUGUUUGAACUUCUCAUUUUCACUGCAGCUUCAUAAUGAGAUUAUACAGUACACUAUAUUAAAUAUUUAUCCAUAAGUGCAGAUUUUUAUUACACAGCUGCUUUUAAUGAUGUGAUUAUGUAAUUGAGAGACCAUGAGAGUCUGUAUCAGAUUGUGAUCACAGUCUUCUGUAUCUUUUUUUUUUUUUUUUUUUUUUUAAAUCUAAAACGUAAAAGGAUUUGCUUCUCGACUAAGAUGUAGUGUUAGAUUAGAGCCUGAAUGUUCGUUCACUGCUUGAGAACAAGUGCUCAGCCUCUGCAGACCCGUUAACACUCGACUACCAACCAGUACUUCAGAUACAACCGCUCCGACAUUUACUUUUGGUCAAUGUUUAGCCCCUGUAAAUGUGAAGGCACUGAUACACCUGUGAUAUUUUUAUAAAAUUUUACAUGAAAA